Neogale vison (American mink) is the source of this 2531-nucleotide messenger RNA. It is a transcript of the gene B3GNT7, whose product is annotated as UDP-GlcNAc:betaGal beta-1,3-N-acetylglucosaminyltransferase 7. The transcript has 2 exons. Gene Ontology annotation, cellular component: membrane. NCBI's taxonomy places the organism in Eukaryota, Metazoa, Chordata, Mammalia, Carnivora, Mustelidae. The record is from RefSeq and is a predicted model, not a curated record. Gene Ontology annotation, molecular function: hexosyltransferase activity. The coding region runs from base 64 to 1263 and encodes 399 amino acids.
GCCGCGGCACCCAGAGCUGCGACCCGCGCGCCCCGCUCCGCCGCCGCCCCGGCCCGGGCCGCCAUGUCUCUGUGGAAGAAAACAGUCUACAAGAGCGUGUGCCUGUCCCUGGCCUUGCUUGUGGCAGUAACAGUAUUCCAGCGCAGUCUAACCCCCCACCAGUUUCUGCAAGAGCCCCCACCGCCCACCCGGGAGCCACAGAAGGCCCAGAAUCCCAGUGGACACCUGGUGAACCCCAACAGCUUCUGGAAGAACCCCAAGGAUGUGGCUGCACCCACGCCCAUGGCCCGGCGAGGGCCCCAGACUUGGGACGUCAGUACCACUAACUGCUCAGCCAACGUCAACCUGACCCACCAGCCCUGGUUCCAGGGCCUGGAGCCCCAUUUCCGGCAGUUUCUGACCUACCGGCACUGCCGCUACUUCCCCAUGCUGCUGAACCACCCGGAGAAGUGCCGUGGCACUGUCUACCUGCUGGUGGUGGUCAAGUCGGUCAUCACGCAGCACGACCGCCGCGAGGCCAUCCGCCAGACCUGGGGCCUGGAGCAGGAGCUGGGGAGCCGCGGCGCUGUGCGCACCCUCUUCCUGCUGGGCACGGCCUCCAAGCAAGAGGAGCGCGCCCACUACCAGCAGCUGCUGGCCUACGAGGACCGGCUGUACGGCGACAUCCUGCAGUGGGACUUCCUGGACAGCUUCUUCAACCUGACCCUCAAGGAGAUCCACUUCCUCAAGUGGUUUGACAUCUACUGCCCCCACGUCCAGUUCAUCUUCAAGGGCGACGACGACGUCUUUGUCAACCCCACCAACCUGCUGGAGUUUCUGGCCGACCGGCAGCCGCAGGAGGACCUGUUCGUGGGUGAUGUCCUGCAGCACGCCCGGCCCAUCCGCAAGAAAGACAACAAGUACUACAUCCCGGGGGUCCUGUACAGCAAGCCCAGCUACCCGCCGUACGCGGGCGGGGGCGGCUUCCUCAUGGCCGGCGGCCUGGCCCGGCGCCUGCACCGCGCCUGCGACACGCUGGAGCUGUACCCCAUCGACGACGUCUUCCUGGGCAUGUGUCUGGAGGUGCUGAGCGUGCAGCCCACGGCCCACGAGGGCUUCAAGACGUUCGGCAUCUCCCGGAACCGCAACAGCCGCAUGAACAAGGAGCCCUGCUUCUUCCGCUCCAUGCUGGUGGUGCACAAGCUGCUGCCGGCGGAGCUGCUGGCCAUGUGGGGGCUGGUGCACGGCAACCUCACCUGCGCCCGCAAGCUGCAGGUACUCUGACGGCGGCCAGACCCCGGAGGGGCGGGGCCCCGCGUUCUUGAGCGCCCCCCGGCGGCCUGGGGCUGGAGCUGCAGUGUCGGGGCAGAGAUCGUGGUUCCCUGCCCCCCACCCCCCGCAGGGAGGGGGGGGGCAUGGGGCUUUGCGGGCCCCUGGGUGUGAUGGGGCGCGGUGAGCCAGAAGGGGCCCUCACUGCGUGGACCUUACCCAGAAAGUGGUCCUUCCCCGCCUGCGGAAGGUCAUCUUGGGAGCAAGGUCGGUGGCCUCUGGUAGCCCUCCUAACCUGGGUUCUCUGCUGGGCUCCCUGUGACCUGGGGGGAGGCCCUGGUGACCUCUGAAGGAACCCCGUGCUCAGGUACCUGGGUUAGGCCUGGCCCUGGAUGGGACAGGGGUGGCCCUCUCGUCUUCACAGAGAAGAUUCUCCACCUCCCGUGAAAUGCCUCGGUCUCCCCCACGGGCCCAGGCAGCCCUUUCAGGAGAAGCUCAACCCUGUGCAGGCUCACAGGCCCCUCCCCUGCCCCCCCACUGCAGCCCAUGCCCCUGGGCCUCCCUGAGAUGGCUCCAAAGGCCUUCAGCAACAACUCCCCUCCCCUCCCCCCACCGCCACCACAAGACCUGCCUGGAGUUGCUGCUUGUCUCUGCUCACAGGAGGGUUUGCUCCCGGCUGUGUCCUGUGAUGCUCCAUCCACCCCAUCUGGAAGCGCGGCUGGCCGCCCUGACUACCUCAGCAAUGCUCGGAACCUCCUGAUGGGCUGCAGCACCCCCUCCCCAACCGGGGGCCAGAGAGCAGUGCUCCUGGUCCUGCUGCAGUCCUGGUGCUGCCCAGCCCCCCUACGGACGGGUGCGGUGCCCCCGAGGCCUGGCUCCCCACCCGGAAACCAGCCGGUUUGGCCUGGAGAUGGACAUUCCUCUAUUACUGUGAAGACUUAUUUAUGAAGAAUUUGGAGGGAGAGAGUGCCAGGCCUCGGGAGAUGGUGGUGUUCUCCUCUCCCUUCCUCAUUCCUGCAAGAUACCACCUCUGCGGCCAUUCACCUCCCACCCAGGGCACCCCCACGCCUGUUCCAGUCCCCCUCCGGAACCCUGACCUCCCUGCCUGCCUACUUCUCCAGGGCCUGAGCAGACCAACGUGGGCCCCUGUGAAGGGAUGGAGUGAACCCUCAGGCGUCCUUGGGCAUGGGCGCAAAAGGACGCCCUCUCACAUCAAUGGGGAGGCACCGAGGAAAAGAUUGAGGGAUCCACUCUACUUUCUCAAUAAAAGGGGGCUGGUUUUU